AUGGCAAAUGGGGAAUUUACAAAUAUUUUAGUUCAUACAAAUGUUACAAGAUAUGUUGAAUUUAAACAAAUUGAUGGUUCAUUUGUUCAUCGUUACAAUAAAGUUUCAAAAGUUCCUGCAACUGAAUAUGAAGCUAUUUCUUCAGGUUUAAUUGGUUUAUUUGAAAAAAGAAGAUUAAAAAAUUUCUUACAAUGGGUUGCUCAAUAUAAAGAAGAUGAAAUUUCAACCCACAAGGGUUUAAAUUUAGAUCAAGAUACCACAGAUACUGUUUAUAAUAAAUUUGGUUUAGAAGAUGGUACAAAAAAUUUUAUUGGUCAUGCAAUGGGUCUUUUCGAUAAUGAUUCAUAUUUACAAGAACCUGCAAGACCUGCAAUUGAAAGAAUUAUCUUGUAUGUUCAAAGUGUUGCAAGAUUUGGUAAAUCUCCUUAUUUAUAUCCUCUUUAUGGGUUAGGUGAAUUACCUCAAGGUUUUAGUAGAUUAAGUGCAAUUUAUGGUGGUACAUUCAUGUUGGGAACUCCAAUUAAUAAAAUUUUAUAUGAUAAAGAAGGUAAAGUUGAAGGUUUAAAUUUACAAUUAGAUGGUAAAGAAGAAACAACAAAAUCCAAGGUUAUUAUAGCAGAUCCAACUUAUUUCCCUGAUAAAGUUUCAAAAACUCAAAAAUUAAUUAGAACAAUUUCCAUUGUGGAUCAAUUACCUUUAAAAAAUGGUGAAACUUCUGGACAAAUUAUUAUAACAGGUAAAGAAUCUGGUAGAAAAAAUGAUAUUUAUAUCGCCCUUAUCGGUUCAGAACAUAAAGUUUCACCACCAGGUAAAAACGUUGCAAUUGUAUCAACAAUCAUCGAAGGUGACACCGCACCACAUUUACAAAUUUCAUCAGCUUUUAAAAUCUUGGGUAUUAAAGAUUUUAAUUAUACAUUUAUGGGAAUAAGUGAAAUUUUUGAACCUAUUGAGGAUGGAUCUAAAGAUGGGGUUUUUAUAUCAAAAUCUUAUGAUGCAACUUCACAUUUUGAAAGUGUUACUGAAGAUGUUAAAGAUAUUUAUUUUAGAGUUAUGGGUAAACCUUUGAAGUUGACAAAAUUAGAUGAAGGUGAGUUUAAUGCGUUUGCAUAA
Molecule: messenger RNA, 1110 nt
Organism: Hansenula ciferrii
Lineage: Eukaryota; Fungi; Ascomycota; Saccharomycetes; Phaffomycetales; Wickerhamomycetaceae
Gene: GDI1
Product: Gdi1p
Exons: 1
Coding region: 1-1110 (369 amino acids)
Biological process (GO): small GTPase-mediated signal transduction; protein transport; vesicle-mediated transport
Cellular component (GO): cytoplasm
Molecular function (GO): Rab GDP-dissociation inhibitor activity
Source: RefSeq, a predicted model, not a curated record